AUGCCGUCGCCCUUGAACCCGUUCUUGGCCGCCUUCUUCAGGAGCGCCUUGCCCUCCCAGUGCACACCCAUCAGCAACCAUAUUCUGCUUGUUCCUACGACCGAAGUGCUCCUAACCUGCCGCGAUGUCGAAACUGGCUUCGGCUUUACGGAGCUUCCGAACCCUGAAGAAUUUCUUGCCAGCCAUGUCAUCCGGAUGCCCAAUGCUCGUGUGGCUGCUGCGGCAGCCAACGCAGCUGGUGGAAAGGAUGGCGUGGUCAAUCUCCGGGAGAUACGCGGAAAGGCCAAGCCCUAUGGGACGUUCAACGGUCGCAGUGUUGUCAUCAAAGACAACAUGGUAUACAGCAACAAGGGAUUCAAAACCCUCAACCAUGCCAUUUUGCUGGGUGACGCCAUAUGGUACUCCGACGCGCUCGAGCCCAAACCUUGGCUGAUCUACUACUUGUCUCGCCCACUCAUCGGAUCCUGGGAAGAGGUCAAAAUCACACCUGCUAUUCUUCCUCUGCCACGGUUGGAAAAUGCGAGUAAUGGCAUCAACGGUAUCUCUUCGACCGGCACGCGCGAUACAGCCGGCGCAUCCGGCUCUUUCUCACCCAAGUCUCCAGAGCAGUCACGAGCAAAACAACAUGCUGAUGACUCUGGUUCGAUACCGCGCAAAAAAGAUAUCAAGAGCUUCCAUGAUCUAUUGAACCACUUCCCCAUAAUUGCACGUCAAAUGCAGCCGGGUCUCGAUAAAAUUUUUAGAGAAUUUACUGCAGCUUUCGAACAUCGUCUGCCACCACCACCGACGGAAAAUCCAACAACACCGGCGAAGACUAGCUAUGAUAGCAACGGCGCUGCGGACAAUAGCAAGAGUGGGCCAGCAGGUGCUGAAGGUAGCAGAACGAGCAAUUCGGCAAGUGAUGCCAACAGCUCCAAAAGUGUCAACAGCAGCGAUGACCAAGACUCAGAGGUUUUGUUCUCAGAAGAUGAUGAGCUUGCCAUGCGGGCAUCGUUGGAGUCAGCGAUAACAACAGCGAUAGACAUUUUCCAAGGCGUCGACAAGCAGCAGCUGUCACUGCUCGGUGCAACAACAGACUUGACUGGUCCAUUGGUAGAGCGCUUGAUUGAGCGCUACGUCGUCGAGAAUGUUCACCAUCUCAUUUUCCCACGUUUGAGUUCUCUCAAGCGACAAGAAGACUUAGAACUCGAGGCCAAAAUCCGUCAGAUGGACUGUGUGGACAUAACGCAGCUGGGUAUGGAUAUCGAAGGUGGUUCACGAAAGAAACACGAGGUCACCAUUGCUCUUGGCCGGGCUGUGGAGGAAUUUCGUAAAAUGGGCGCAGCUAUGUGCCCACAGGACAUGUUGGCGUUGUUACUGUCUACGGUCAAACUGGUCACCCAUUUGACGAACCUGCCUGACGAUCGGGACAGCGGCGGCCAGCCUGGUGCAGCGUCAAUGUCUGCCCCUGGCCAAGCGGAAAAGCCUCUCUUGACGGUCAAUGCGGACACGCUCGUCUCAUUGCUUCUGUACGUGGUGAUCCGAGCACAGCUGCGACAUCUCCUCGCACGGUUCCUCUACAUGCGGCAUUUCAUUUUCAUCGACGAUGUUGACAGUGGUGAGAUGGGGUACGCACUGAGUACCUUUGAAGCCGUUCUGCUCUAUCUGGUACGCGACUCCAGUGGUUUACGACGCGUGAGCCGAAGGAACAAGGCAUUGUGGGAAGCGACUGUUAAGGGAAAUCUCACGGAGCUGAAAGCGAUAAUGGAACCUGGUUCAAAAGCUAUUGAUGAAGACGCCGUAUAUGACAAAAACAGAGAAAGACCGAACUUCGGAAAUGGCGGCUCGCGACGACCGUCUAGUAGCGGAUGGCCGCCGUCUGUGAGCGGGAUCAGUUUUUCUAGCGGACUCCCUUCUGGUUCAUCGGCAUCAUCACGCCGGUCCUCUAUCAUCCUGUCUGAGGCUGAGUCUUUCUCAACUGGAACAGGCCUCAGCCAUGUGUUUCCCUUUCAGUCCAACGCCGACAACGAUUUCGAGGUGGACGGCUUCCCACAUUUUCCUGUGAAGCGAGUCAAAAUGGCAGCCAUGGACACUCGCAGCUUGUCCAGUAGCUCCGAGAUUUCGUAUCGAUCCCGGGCGACUAGUGUUGCAAGCACGAUGGGAAGCGGAGUUGAAGGCGAUACAUCAGUGGAGCGCCUCGCACAGACACACAACUCCUUUGGAGAGUCGUUACUCAUGAUGGCAGUGCAAAACGAGCGACUCGAGGCGCUCGAAUACUUGCUCACCUUGGAGGAGUAUUUCCACCCCAGCUUCGUGUUAGGCGAUGUCAACCACGAGGAAACAACGGUUUUGAGUGCGGCAGUGCAACUCGGUAACAAAGACCUGAUCUUGGUUGUGAUCCAGUUUCUGGUCAACUCGGCCGAAGUAGACCAGGCCCGCCUCACUGCGUACUUCAAAUUGCAGGAUAUCUGGGGUCGCAGUGUGGCACACUACCUCUUCCAUGCACCAUUUUUAAUAUCGAAGUUCGGCAAGAUGAUGCCGUGGCGGCAGAAGGAUAAGAAUGGCCAGACACCCCUCUUUGCACUCUGCCGGUCGUAUGACCAUGCCUCUUACCACGCCAUGGUAGAUGAAGGGUUAUAUAUGGCAGCGUCGAUACAGACAGAUGGUGGUCGGCUGCAUGUGGACGACCAUGUGGAUGGGAAAGGAAAUACACUACUACAUAUCGUCAACGAUCCACAACUGGCGGUGCGAAUCCUACAGCGGUGCGACGUGGAUGUGAACGCUGUCAAUGACCGCCGUUUCACGCCGUUAAUGGUAGCUAGCAAGUACGGACGCUUUGACAUGGUGCGAACGCUGUUUUCCGACCCACGCGUGGACUUGGGAGCUAAGGAGCUUCGUGGCCUUACUGCUGUGGAGCUUGCUAAAGACGACGAUGUUCGGAACAAGAUUGACGACCUGACUCUACUGUCUUUACCAUCAGAAUUGGAUGGGCGGACAACGGCGGCGGUUCGGUCCUACUUUGUUGAGGACGCAAGCGUGCGGUUUGUGCUCAAAUCGGGUGCGGCCGUGAGCCCUGUCAGCUAUGCUGUCACGACUUGCCGGCGGUCCUUGACAGACUUUGAACACUUGACCAAGCUCCUGGCAAUUGAAAAUCCAGCAUCGUGGAUUCCAUCUGUCGCCGGCCUCCGGUCCCCGUUCCAGAUCCCGUCAAAGCCAAGCAGAGCGACUCUCAAAGACCUUCAGGUACGGAUGGAUUGGUUUCUCCGGAUGAUGCUGUUGCAUCCGACCUUUUCGACACAUGAGAUGAUGUGGGAGUUUGUCCUUGUACCGGACAUUCAGCCGGACAUGAUGGCGCAGAGGAGCAAGCUCAAGGCAGAGACGCGGUCAGAGAAAGUACGGGAUGAACUGGAACCGCUGAAAGAUGUCCGCGAGGUGGAGCAGUUUGUGGACCACGCACGUGAACUGGUGCGCAGUGUUAACUACUCAACCAAAAGCGUGAUGCGGCGAACAAACACCCUGAAAAUCGCAACUACAGAUCUUCACGAUGCAGCGGCUUUGAUGGCCAGGGAGGUGAUCAUGCUGGAAUUUCUUCCACCAGGCUACAAAGAGGCCACGGCAAUUUACGUGCAAGCAUUGGCGGUGCCACAGACCAACGCUCAUGGGAUGUUUCAGGCAGCGUUUCUGGCUAUCCAGUCAACAGUGGAUGCUAUACUCGUGGCACUUGAACGGCCACCACGGCUGAUCAACCUAAUUAACACAACGCGAAAGCAGAUGGAGCGGAAUUACCAGUCGGUGAACCGGUCGACAAGAUGGCCGCUCGGGUUGCUGGACGAUGCACGGCAGCGACUUAAUGAGGAACGAGAGGUUCGUGCGCAACAGAGUCGCACGGAGUGCGAGAACCUGUCCAAGGAACUCCGCUAUACACAGCAAACAGUGGCCCAGGAGCUGGCUGGCUGGCAAGACAUACACGAACGGGUGGGACGGCGCGCAAUACGCGAGCUGGCACACAAAAUGACUUUCAGCUACGUGGUCACAUGA
Grosmannia clavigera kw1407 is the source of this 4017-nucleotide messenger RNA. Its product is annotated as vps9 domain protein. Gene Ontology annotation, biological process: early endosome to late endosome transport. The record is from RefSeq and is a predicted model, not a curated record. Gene Ontology annotation, molecular function: SNARE binding; phosphatidylinositol binding; guanyl-nucleotide exchange factor activity. Lineage: Eukaryota; Fungi; Ascomycota; Sordariomycetes; Ophiostomatales; Ophiostomataceae. The transcript has 4 exons. Bases 1 to 4017 code for a protein of 1338 amino acids. Gene Ontology annotation, cellular component: late endosome; transport vesicle; tubular endosome.